Messenger RNA from Lathyrus sativus (Indian pea), 972 nucleotides. The record is from the annotation of a GenBank genome assembly. Lineage: Eukaryota; Viridiplantae; Streptophyta; Magnoliopsida; Fabales; Fabaceae.
AUGUCGCGGCAGAGAUCCAAAAGAUUUGAACUUCCUCCCGGUCAAGAGAAUGUUGAUAAAUUGGAGAAAGUUGUAAAAGAUGGGAAUUAUUAUGGAGCUCAACAGAUGUAUAAAUCCAUCAGUGCCAGAUAUGUAACUGCUGAGAGGUACUCUGAAGCAUUGGAUAUCCUACAUUCAGGAGCAUGCCUUCAAUUGGCUCAUGGACAGGUUACCUGUGGAGCAGAGCUUGCUUUGUUGUUUGUGGAGACUUUAGGGAAAGGGAAAAUUCCUUAUGAUGACGAAACUCUUGAACGUCUCAGAAAAAUAUACGAGGGAUUUCCACGGGUUCCACUGCCACAACACCUGUGGGAUGUCGAUGACAUGCAGCAACUUUCGGAAAAUCUUGGAAGUGCAAAGAUGCGUGUUGAGGGCUGUUCCUCAUUCUUAAAAGCUGCUAUCAAGUGGUCUGCUGAAUUUGGAACAAAUAGUAGUGGAGCUCCAGAACUGCACAUACUUCUGGCUGAGUACAUAUUUUCUGAAAGUCCAGAGGUGGAUAUGACUAGAGUGACAUAUCAUUUUGUGAGAGGAAAUGAUCCGAUCAAGUUCGCUACUAAUUUAGUGAGCUUUUUGGGCAGGUGUUAUCCCGGUGAAGAUGAUUUGGCCAUUGCUCGGGCUGUGUUAAGGUAUUUAUCUUUAGGUAAUUUGAAGGAUGCAAACAUACUAGUGGAUGAGAUAAAGAAGCAAACUCAAGCUUCCGAGGUUGAGUUUCCAAAGACAGACUUGAUGCAAUUCAUCAAUUUUCUUUUGCAAACGAUGGAAAGAGAUGCUUUUCCUCUUUUUAAUAUGUUGAGAGCAAACUUCAAAGCAUGUAUCGAGAGGGAACCUGCCUUCAAUGAGUUGCUAGACGAUAUUGCGGAGAAGUUUUACGGCGUACAGAGAAGGAACCCCAUGGGGAUGUUUGGAGAUAUAUUCAAGAUGAUGGGAGCUGAGUAG